UCACUUGUCUCUUGUGUCUCAGUGCGAGCGGUAACCGGUCACCGAGCUCCCCCACCCCCUGUCACAGCAAAGCCAUGGCGGAUCCCGGCGGAGGAGAGGACGGUUCGGCCAACCUGGAGGUGUCUGCCGCGGUGCAGAAUGUGGCGGACACCUCGGUGCUGCAGAAACACAUCCGAAAGCUGGUCCCCCUUCUGCUGGAAGAUGGCGGCGAGGCCCCGGCCUCCCUGGAGUCCGCCCUGGAGGAGAAGAGCGCCCUGGAACAGAUGAGAAAGUUCCUGGCUGACCCCCAGAUUCACACCAUCCUGGUAGAGAGGAGCACCCUGAAAGAGGAUGUUGGUGAUGAAGGGGAAGAAGAGCGAGAAUUCAUUUCUUACAAUGUUAACAUUGAUAUUCACUAUGGACUUAAGUCAAACAGUUUGGCGUUUAUCAAACGUACACCAGUCAUUGAUGCUGACAAACCUAUUUCAUCCCAACUGCGAGUUCUUACACUCAGUGAAGAUUCUCCAUAUGAAACAUUGCACUCUUUCAUCAGCAAUGCUGUUGCUCCUUUUUUUAAAUCUUACAUCAAAGAAUCUGGGAAAGCAGACAGGGAUGGUGACAAAAUGGCUCCCUCUGUUGAAAAGAAGAUUGCUGAAUUGGAAAUGGGACUUUUACACUUACAACAGAACAUUGAAAUCCCAGAGAUUAGUUUACUGAUACAUCCAAAUAUCACUAAUGUCGCAAAACAAUGCUAUGAAAGGGGAGAAAAACCCAAGGUCACAGAUUUCGGUGACAAAGUGGAGGAUCCUACAUUCCUUAAUCAGCUGCAGUCUGGUGUUAAUCGUUGGAUCAGAGAAAUACAAAAGGUAACCAAACUUGAUCGCGAUCCAGCAUCUGGUACUGCUUUGCAAGAGAUCAGUUUUUGGCUAAAUUUAGAGCGAGCCUUAUACCGCAUUCAAGAGAAAAGGGAGAGUCCAGAGGUUCUCUUAACUUUGGAUAUAUUGAAGCAUGGCAAACGUUUCCAUGCCACAGUGAGCUUUGAUACAGACACAGGUCUGAAGCAAGCACUGGAAACGGUCAAUGAUUACAACCCUCUAAUGAAAGACUUCCCUUUGAAUGAUCUCUUGUCCGCCACUGAACUUGAUAAAAUUAGGCAAGCACUUGUUGCAAUCUUCACUCAUCUCCGAAAAAUCAGGAACACAAAAUAUCCGAUUCAGCGGGCCCUGCGACUCGUAGAAGCCAUAUCAAGAGACCUCAGCUCUCAACUUCUCAAAGUUCUGGGGACAAGGAAACUCAUGCAUGUGGCAUAUGAAGAAUUUGAAAAGGUCAUGGUUGCCUGUUUUGAGGUUUUCCAAACUUGGGAUGAUGAAUAUGAGAAACUCCAGGUCCUACUGAGGGACAUUGUCAAAAGAAAGCGGGAAGAAAAUUUAAAAAUGGUCUGGAGAAUUAAUCCAGCUCACCGCAAGCUGCAGUCUCGUUUGGACCAGAUGAGAAAAUUCAGACGUCAGCAUGAACAACUCCGGGCUGUCAUUGUCCGUGUCCUUAGACCUCAGGUCACUGCUGUUGCUCAACAAAAUCAAGGAGAAGUUCCGGAACCCCAGGAUUUAAAAGUAACAGAAGUCCUCUUUGAUGCUGCUGAUGCUAAUGCAAUUGAGGAGGUGAAUCUUGCAUAUGAGAAUGUCAAGGAGGUGGAUGGUUUAGAUGUUUCAAAAGAAGGAACGGAAGCCUGGGAAGCAGCUCUGAAGAGAUACGAUGAGAGAAUAGAUAGAGUGGAGACGAGAAUUACUGCUAGACUUCGAGAUCAGCUGGGUACAGCAAAGAAUGCCAAUGAAAUGUUCAGAAUCUUCUCACGAUUCAAUGCCCUCUUUGUCAGACCACACAUCAGAGGUGCCAUCCGUGAAUAUCAAACUCAACUUAUCCAACGUGUAAAGGAUGACAUUGAAUCUCUUCAUGACAAAUUCAAAGUGCAGUACCCUCAAAGUCAAGCAUGCAAGAUGAGCCAUGUUCGCGACUUGCCUCCAGUCUCUGGCUCCAUUAUCUGGGCCAAGCAGAUUGAUCGGCAGCUCACUGCUUACAUGAAACGUGUGGAAGAUGUUCUUGGCAAAGGAUGGGAGAACCAUGUGGAAGGGCAGAAACUAAAGCAAGACGGAGACAGCUUUCGCAUGAAACUGAAUACUCAAGAAAUCUUUGACGAUUGGGCAAGGAAAGUCCAACAACGUAACCUUGGUGUCUCCGGGCGCAUUUUUACCAUUGAAAGCACACGAGCCAGAGGUCGGACUGGAAAUGUGCUGAAGUUGAAGGUCAACUUUCUGCCUGAAAUCAUAACCCUCUCCAAAGAAGUCAGGAACCUAAAAUGGCUCGGCUUCCGUGUUCCGCUGGCAAUUGUUAACAAAGCUCACCAGGCGAAUCAGCUUUAUCCUUUUGCAAUCUCUCUGAUCGAGAGUGUCCGUACGUAUGAACGCACUUGUGAGAAAGUCGAAGAGCGUAACAGUAUUAGCUUACUUGUUGCCGGCUUGAAGAAGGAAGUGCAAGCUUUGAUAGCAGAAGGAAUUGCCCUGGUGUGGGAGUCCUACAAACUGGAUCCUUAUGUCCAGCGUUUGGCAGAAACUGUUUUCAACUUUCAAGAAAAGGUUGAUGAUCUUCUCAUCAUCGAAGAAAAAAUAGAUUUGGAGGUCAGAUCAUUGGAAACGUGCAUGUAUGAGCACAAAAUAUUCACUGAAAUCUUGAACAGGGUUCAAAAAGCUGUGGAUGAUUUGAACCUUCACUCCUACUCUAACCUGCCCAUCUGGGUUAACAAACUGGACAUGGAGAUUGAAAGAAUCCUUGGAGUCCGUCUUCAAGCAGGUUUGAAAACAUGGACUCAGGUUCUUAUGGGUCAAUUUGAUGACAAAGCAGAAGUUGAUAUGGACACUGAUGCACCACAACUCAGCCAUAAACCAGGUGGUGAGCCAAAAAUCAAGAACAUUGUGCAUGAACUCAGAAUUACCAACCAGGUUAUUUACCUGAACCCACCAAUUGAAGAUUGCAGAUACAAGUUGUUUCAAGAAAUGUUCUCAUGGAAGACGGUGAUUUUAUCGCUUCCCAGAAUUCAGAGUCAAAGAUACCAGGUCGGUGUCCACUAUGAAUUGUCAGAAGAGGAGAAAUAUUACAGAAACGCAUUAACUCGGAUGCCAGAUGGGCCUGCCGGUCUGGAUGAAGCUUACUCUGCUGUGAUGGGCAUUGUGACUGAAGUUGAGCAGUAUGUCAAGGUGUGGUUGCAGUACCAGUGCUUGUGGGAUAUGCAAGCUGAAAAUAUCUAUAAUCGUCUUGGUGAAGAUCUGAAUAAAUGGCAGGCUCUACUUGUCCAGAUUCGAAAGGCCAGAGGAACAUUUGAUAACGCAGAGACCAGGAAAGAUUUUGGACCGGUUAUCAUUGAUUAUGGAAAGGUCCAGUCUAAAGUCAACUUGAAAUAUGAUUCCUGGCAUAAGGAGGUUCUGAGCAAAUUUGGUCAGAUGCUUGGACAAAAUAUGACAGAGUUUCACUCACAGAUCUCAAAGUCGCGCCAAGAGCUGGAGCAGCAUUCAGUUGAUACAGCCAGUACUUCGGAUGCGGUGACCUUCAUUACCUACGUCCAGUCUCUGAAAAGAAAAAUCAAGCAGUUUGAGAAACAAGUCGAUCUCUACAGAAAUGGACAGCGCUUGCUUGAAAAACAAAGGUUCCAGUUUCCCUCGUCCUGGUUGUACAUUGACAACAUUGAAGGGGAAUGGGGUGCAUUUAAUGACAUCAUGCGCAGAAAGGAUUCUGCCAUCCAGCAGCAAGUGGCCAACCUGCAGAUGAAAAUUGUCCAGGAAGACCGCGCUGUUGAAAGCCGCACCAUUGAUCUGCUGACGGACUGGGAGAAGACCAAACCAGUGGCUGGAAGCUUGCGUCCAGAGGAUGCUCUUCAAGCACUCACCAUAUACGAAGGAAAGUUUGGCCGAUUGAAAGAUGAUCGAGAAAAAUGUGCUAAGGCCAAGGAAGCCUUAGAGCUAACAGACACUGGACUCUUGAGCGGCAGUGAAGAACGCGUUCAGGUAGCUCUGGAGGAAUUGCAAGACUUAAAGGGUGUUUGGUCUGAGCUCUCGAAAGUCUGGGAACAGAUUGACCAAAUGAAGGAGCAACCAUGGGUGUCUGUACAACCACGCAAGCUGCGGCAGAGCUUAGAUGGGCUGUUGAAUCAGUUGAAGAAUUUCCCUGCCCGUCUGAGACAGUACGCAUCCUAUGAGUAUGUUCAGCGACUUCUGAAGGGCUACAUGAAGAUAAACAUGUUAGUCAUUGAGCUUAAGUCGGAGGCCCUAAAAGACCGACAUUGGAAACAACUAAUGAAGAGACUUCGUGUGAACUGGGUGGUAUCAGAACUUACCCUGGGACAGAUCUGGGAUGUUGACUUGCAAAGAAAUGAAGCCAUUGUCAAAGAUGUUUUACUUGUGGCGCAAGGUGAAAUGGCGCUGGAGGAGUUCUUGAAACAGAUUCGGGAAGUGUGGAAUGCUUAUGAGCUGGAUUUGGUCAACUAUCAAAACAAAUGCCGCCUGAUCCGUGGCUGGGAUGAUCUGUUCAAUAAAGUCAAGGAACAUAUCAACAGCGUCUCUGCCAUGAAGCUUUCUCCUUACUACAAGGUUUUCGAAGAAGAUGCUUUGAGCUGGGAAGACAAAUUGAAUCGGAUUAUGGCACUUUUCGAUGUGUGGAUUGAUGUCCAGAGGCGCUGGGUGUACCUGGAAGGCAUUUUUACUGGCAGUGCUGAUAUCAAACACCUUCUUCCUGUCGAAACGCAGCGAUUCCAGAGCAUCAGCAUGGAGUUCUUGGCUCUUAUGAAGAAGGUCACCAAAUCUCCCCUGGUCAUGGAUGUGCUGAAUAUACAGGGAGUUCAGAGAUCUCUUGAAAGAUUAGCAGACCUUCUGGGCAAGAUCCAAAAAGCUUUAGGAGAAUAUUUGGAAAGGGAGCGCUCAUCAUUCCCUCGAUUUUACUUUGUUGGUGAUGAAGACUUGCUGGAAAUUAUCGGCAACAGCAAAAAUGUGGCCAAGCUACAGAAACACUUCAAAAAAAUGUUUGCUGGUGUCUCAAGCAUCAUUUUAAAUGAAGACAGUUCCAUAGUUCUGGGAAUUUCUUCACGAGAAGGCGAAGAGGUUCUGUUUAAGACCCCGGUGUCAAUCACAGAGCAUCCCAAAAUCAAUGAGUGGCUUACUUUGGUUGAGAAAGAGAUGAGGGUGACUUUGGCUAAGCUGCUAGCAGAAUCUGUCACAGAAGUUGAGAUCUUUGGAAAGUCCACAUCAAUUGACCCUGCCACCUACAUAUCCUGGAUCGACAAGUAUCAGGCCCAAUUAGUUGUUCUUUCUGCUCAAAUCGCUUGGUCUGAAAAUGUGGAGAAUGCCCUAACUAACAUUGCCAACGGAGGAGAUGCAAGCGCAAUGCCGGCCGUGCUUACCAAUGUGGAGGCUACUCUGACUGUCUUGGCAGAUUCAGUGUUAAUGGAACAGCCACCUUUGCGUAGGAGGAAGCUUGAACAUUUGAUCACUGAGCUGGUGCACCAAAGGGACGUUACAAGAACUCUCAUUAAAAACCGGAUUGACAACCCGAAGUCCUUUGAAUGGCUAAGCCAGAUGAGAUUCUACUUUGAUCCUAAACAGACAGAUGUUUUGCAGCAGCUUUCAAUUCAGAUGGCAAAUGCAAAGUUCAAUUACGGCUUUGAAUACCUCGGAGUUCAGGAUAAACUUGUGCAAACUCCUCUCACAGAUCGCUGUUACUUGACAAUGACCCAGGCCCUGGAGGCAAGACUUGGAGGAUCACCAUUUGGCCCUGCAGGUACUGGGAAAACUGAGUCUGUCAAAGCCUUGGGACACCAGCUUGGCCGCUUUGUGCUGGUCUUCAACUGUGAUGAAACAUUUGACUUUCAGGCGAUGGGUCGAAUUUUUGUGGGUCUGUGUCAGGUCGGUGCCUGGGGCUGUUUUGAUGAGUUCAACAGACUUGAGGAACGCAUGCUGUCUGCAGUUUCUCAACAAGUACAGUGUAUCCAGGAAGCCCUGCGAGAGCAUUCCAAUCCCAACCGUGACAGGACACUUACGAUUACUUGUGAACUGCUGAACAAGCAGGUGAAGGUCAGUCCUGACAUGGCCAUCUUCAUUACAAUGAAUCCUGGAUAUGCUGGUCGAUCCAACUUGCCUGAUAACUUAAAGAAGCUGUUCCGAAGCUUGGCCAUGACCAAGCCUGACCGCCAAUUGAUAGCACAGGUCAUGUUGUACUCCCAAGGCUUCAGGACUGCAGAAGUGCUUGCCAACAAGAUUGUCCCAUUCUUCAAGCUGUGUGAUGAGCAGCUUUCUUCUCAGAGCCAUUAUGAUUUUGGUCUGAGAGCUCUGAAGAGUGUCUUGGUCAGUGCUGGCAACGUGAAACGAGAGAGAAUCCAGAAGAUCAAGAGGGAAAAAGAGGAACGUGGAGAAUUUGCAGUGGAAGGGCAAGUUGCUGAACACUUGCCAGAGCAAGAAAUUUUGAUCCAAAGUGUUUGUGAAACAAUGGUGCCAAAACUGGUUGCUGAAGAUAUUCCUCUGCUGUUCAGUCUUUUGUCUGAUGUUUUCCCUGGCGUCCAAUACCAGAGGGGUGAAAUGACAGCCCUUCGUGAAGAGCUGAAGAAAGUAUGCCAGGAAAUGUACCUCACGUACGGUGAUGGAGAAGAAGUUGGUGGCAUGUGGGUGGAGAAGGUUCUACAGCUGUAUCAAAUCACACAAAUCAACCAUGGUUUGAUGAUGGUGGGUCCAUCUGGAAGUGGCAAGACAAUGGCUUGGAGAGUCUUGUUGAAGGCUUUGGAAAGAUUGGAAGGGGUUGAAGGUGUUUCCCACAUCAUCGAUCCCAAAGCGAUCAGUAAAGAUCAUCUAUAUGGCACAUUGGACCCAAACACCCGAGAAUGGACUGAUGGGUUGUUUACACAUGUUCUCAGGAAGAUUAUAGACAAUGUCAGAGGUGAACUACAGAAACGACAGUGGAUUAUCUUCGAUGGUGAUGUAGAUCCAGAGUGGGUAGAAAACUUGAAUUCUGUUCUGGAUGAUAACAAACUUCUAACUCUUCCCAAUGGAGAACGUCUCAGCCUCCCACCAAAUGUGCGUAUUAUGUUUGAAGUACAAGAUCUGAAGUAUGCUACUUUGGCCACGGUAUCCAGAUGUGGCAUGGUCUGGUUCAGUGAGGAUGUCUUGAGUACAGAUAUGAUCUUCAACCACUUCCUGGCCAGAAUGCGCAGUAUCCCUCUGGAUGAGGGAGAAGAUGAGGCCCAGAGAAUGAGAAAGGGCAAAGAAGAUGAAGAAGAAUCAUCCUCCCCAAUGCUUCAGAUCCAGAGGGAUGCUGCAACUGUCUUGCAGCCAUAUUUCACUUCGAAUGGACUGGUCAUCAAAGCUCUUGAGCAUGCUUUCAAGCUGGAGCACAUCAUGGAUCUAACACGUCUACGCUGCCUGGGAUCUCUCUUCUCCAUGUUGCACCAGGCUUGCCGCAACAUUGCCCAGUACAAUAACAACCAUCCUGAUUUUCCAAUGCCAAUUGACCAGCUUGAACGCUACAUACAGCGUUACCUCAUUUAUGCUGUUCUUUGGUCAUUUUCUGGUGACGGCCGUCUGAAAAUGAGGGCUGAACUGGGCGAAUACAUCCGAAGGAUAACCACCAUACCCCUUCCAAUUGCACCCAACAUCCCAAUCAUUGAUUACGAGGUGUCUAUCAGUGGUGAAUGGGUGCCUUGGCAAGCCAAAGUCCCUCAGAUCGAAGUGGAAACCCACAAGGUUGCUGCCCCCGAUGUUGUCGUGCCCACUCUGGAUACAGUUCGUCAUGAAGCUUUGCUGUACACAUGGCUGGCAGAACACAAACCACUAGUCCUCUGUGGUCCUCCUGGAUCUGGAAAAACCAUGACUCUGUUUAGUGCGUUGAGAGCACUCCCUGAUAUGGAGGUCGUUGGAUUGAACUUCUCCAGUGCCACCACACCAGAACUUCUCCUUAAAACCUUUGAUCACUACUGUGAAUACCGCCGAACACCAAACGGUGUAGUUCUAGCACCUGUACAACUUGGGAAAUGGUUGGUGCUCUUCUGCGAUGAAAUAAAUCUUCCGGACAUGGACAAAUAUGGCACACAGAGAGUUAUAUCUUUCAUCAGACAGAUGGUUGAACAUGGAGGCUUUUACAGGACCUCUGAUCAAACGUGGGUGAAACUGGAAAGGAUUCAGUUUGUUGGUGCUUGUAACCCACCGACCGACCCUGGAAGAAAGCCUCUGUCCCACAGAUUCUUGCGUCAUGUACCAGUAGUUUAUGUAGAUUAUCCAGGUCCAGCAUCAUUGACUCAGAUCUACGGAACAUUCAACCGCGCAAUGCUGCGACUCAUUCCUUCUCUGCGCACGUACGCAGAGCCUCUGACUGCAGCCAUGGUAGAGUUUUACACAAUGUCACAGGAGAGGUUUACCCAAGAUACCCAGCCCCAUUACAUCUACUCGCCCCGUGAAAUGACCCGUUGGGUGAGAGGUAUAUUUGAAGCACUGAGACCGCUUGAAACGCUUCCUGUGGAAGGAUUGAUCAGAAUUUGGGCACACGAAGCCCUUCGACUCUUCCAAGACAGACUUGUUGAAGAUGAAGAGAGACGCUGGACAGAUGAGAACAUAGACAUUGUGGCUCUGAAACACUUCCCUAACGUGGAGAAGGAAAAAGCAUUGAACAGACCCAUUCUGUACAGCAACUGGCUCUCAAAGGAUUACAUACCAGUUGAGCAGGAAGAGCUGAGGGAUUAUGUAAAAGCACGUCUGAGAGUAUUUUAUGAAGAAGAGUUGGAUGUGCCACUUGUACUGUUCAAUGAAGUUCUGGAUCAUGUCCUGAGAAUCGAUCGUAUUUUCAGACAACCACAGGGUCAUUUACUGCUCAUUGGAGUGAGUGGGGCAGGGAAGACUACCCUUUCACGUUUCGUUGCUUGGAUGAAUGGUCUCAGUGUCUAUCAGAUCAAGGUGCACCGCAAAUACACUGGUGAAGACUUUGACGAAGAUCUAAGAACAGUACUGAGACGUUCAGGCUGCAAGAACGAAAAGAUUGCUUUCAUCAUGGACGAGUCUAAUGUCUUGGAUUCAGGGUUCCUGGAACGCAUGAACACACUGUUGGCCAAUGGAGAGGUUCCAGGUCUGUUUGAGGGUGACGAAUAUUCAACCUUAAUGACACAGUGUAAGGAGGGAGCCCAAAAAGAAGGUUUGAUGCUGGAUUCACAUGAAGAAUUGUACAAAUGGUUCACUAGCCAAGUUAUACGCAAUCUUCAUGUUGUCUUCACCAUGAAUCCAUCCUCAGAAGGUCUGAAAGAUCGAGCUGCUACAUCUCCAGCUCUCUUUAACAGGUGUGUUUUGAAUUGGUUUGGUGACUGGUCCAAUGAAGCACUCUAUCAAGUCGGCAAGGAGUUCACAAGCAAAAUGGACCUUGAAAAGCCAAACUACAUUGUGCCAGACUACAUGCCUGUUGUUUAUGAUAAAUUGCCGCAGCCACCUUCUCACAGAGAAGCAAUUGUCAACGGCUGUGUGUUUGUCCACCAAACUCUUCAUCAGGCCAAUGCAAGACUUGCAAAGAGAGGAGGGAGGACCAUGGCCAUUACACCACGUCAUUAUUUGGACUUCAUCAACCACUAUGCCGAUCUGUUCAACGAGAAACGCAGUGAGCUGGAGGAACAGCAGAUGCAUUUGAACGUUGGUCUGAGAAAAAUCAAAGAAACUGUGGAUCAGGUGGAAGAACUGCGUCGGGACCUGCGUAUAAAAAGCCAGGAACUAGAAGUCAAAAAUGCAGCAGCUAAUGACAAACUAAAGAAAAUGGUGAAAGAUCAACAGGAAGCUGAAAAGAAAAAGGUAAUGAGCCAGGAGAUCCAAGAACAAUUACACAAACAGCAGGCCAUCAUUGCAGACAAACAGAUGAGUGUAAAGGAGGAUUUGGACCAAGUGGAGCCUGCGGUCAUUGAAGCUCAAAAUGCGGUGAGUUCUAUAAAAAGACAGCACCUUGUUGAAGUUAAAGCAAUGGGAAAUCCUCCUGCUGCAGUAAAACUGGCCUUAGAAUCUAUCUGUCUUCUUCUGGGGGAGGAGACGAGUGACUGGAAAAAGAUCAGGACAGUUUUUCUCAGGGAUAAUUUCAUCACCAACAUUAUCAACCUUAAUGCCCUGGAUUUAAGUGAUGCCAUCCGGGAGAAGAUGAAGAAAAACUAUAUGUCAAAUCCAAGUUACAAUUAUGAGAUCGUAAACAGGGCUUCGCUGGCUUGUGGUCCCAUGGUAAAAUGGGCUAUUGCACAGCUGAACUACGCAGACAUGUUAAAACGUGUUGAGCCUCUCAGAAACGAGCUGCAGAAACUGGAGGAUGAUGCCAAAGACAACCAAGCUAAAGCAAAUGAAGUGGAACAGAUGAUCCAUGACCUGGAAGCCAGCAUUGCGCGCUAUAAGGAGGAAUACGCUGUUCUGAUUUCUGAAGCUCAGGCAAUUAAAGCCGACUUGGCUGCUGUUGAAGCAAAGGUGAACCGCAGUACUGCCCUCCUGAAAAGUUUAUCUGCUGAACGAGAAAGAUGGGAGAAGACCAGCGAAACCUUCAAAAACCAGAUGUCCACUAUUGCUGGUGACUGCCUGCUGUCUGCAGCUUUCAUUGCAUAUGCCGGCUACUUUGACCAACAGAUGCGUCAGAACCUAUUCACAACAUGGUCUCACCAUUUGCAGCAAGCCAACAUCCAGUUCCGCACAGACAUUGCAAGAACAGAAUAUCUCUCCAAUGCAGAUGAACGCCUUCGCUGGCAAGCAAGCUCUUUACCCGCUGAUGAUUUGUGCACAGAAAAUGCCAUCAUGUUGAAACGGUUUAAUAGAUAUCCUCUGAUUAUCGAUCCUUCUGGUCAAGCUACGGAGUUUAUCAUGAAUGAAUACAAAGAUCGCAAAAUUACACGUACCAGCUUCUUGGAUGAUGCGUUUAGGAAGAAUUUAGAAAGUGCUCUCCGUUUCGGUAACCCACUUCUGGUGCAGGAUGUUGAAAGCUAUGAUCCAAUUCUGAAUCCUGUACUGAACCGUGAAGUUCGUCGAACUGGUGGCAGAGUGCUGAUCACUCUAGGAGAUCAAGACAUUGAUUUGUCCCCAUCAUUUGUCAUCUUCCUCUCGACCAGAGACCCCACAGUUGAGUUCCCACCAGAUCUCUGCUCCCGUGUGACAUUUGUAAACUUCACAGUAACUCGCAGUAGUUUGCAGAGUCAGUGUUUGAAUGAGGUCCUUAAAGCUGAAAGACCUGAUGUAGACGAAAAGCGAUCAGAUCUUCUUAAACUACAAGGGGAAUUUCAGCUACGUUUACGACAGCUGGAGAAGUCCCUUCUCCAGGCUCUGAAUGAGGUGAAAGGACGCAUUUUGGAUGACGACACAAUUAUCACUACGUUGGAGAACCUCAAGAAAGAGGCGGCAGAAGUCACCCGUAAAGUGGCAGAAACGGAUAUCAUCAUGCAGGAGGUGGAGACUGUAUCUCAGCAGUACCUACCUCUCUCUACAGCUUGCAGCAGCAUUUAUUUUACAAUGGAGUCUCUCAAACAAAUACACUUCUUGUACCAGUAUUCAUUGCAAUUUUUCUUGGAUAUAUACCACACUGUACUAUAUGAGAAUGCGAAUCUGAAAGGUACCACGGACCACACUCAGCGUCUCUCUGUGAUCACUAAAGACCUCUUCCAGGUUGCAUUCAACAGGGUGGCGAGAGGAAUGCUACACAAUGAUCACCUGACAUUUGCCAUGCUCCUCGCAAGAAUAAAACUGAAGGGAACGAUUGGGGAACCUACUUAUGAUCUGGAAUUCCAACAUUUCCUAAGAGGACGAGAGAUUGUUCUUGGAUCAUCAUCCGUACCCAAAAUCAAUGGUCUUUCAGAGGAGCAAGUGGAAGCCAUGAUACGCCUUGGCAACUUGCCAGAGUUCAAGGACGUGAUGGCAAAGGUCGAAGCAGAUGAACAAUUCUGCAUCUGGCUGGAGAGCAGCUCCCCAGAACAGACUGUACCAUACAUCUGGAGUGAUGAAAAGCCAGCAACACCUAUUGGGCAAGCUGUCCGUCGUUUACUCCUUGUUCAGGCUUUCCGACCUGAUCGCCUGCUAGCUAUGGCGCACAUCUUUGUAUCUACAAUCCUUGGCGAUUCCUUUAUGACCGUCAUAGACCAGCCGCUGGACCUGGCACACAUUGUGGACACAGAGGUAAAACCCAGCACACCAAUUUUGAUGUGUUCUGUUCCGGGUUAUGAUGCCAGUGGACGUGGUGAAGACUUAGCAGCUGAACAAAACACCCAGAUUACAUCUAUUGCUAUCGGCUCGGCCGAGGGUUUCAGUCAAGCUGAGAAAGCCAUAAACACAGCUGUGAAAUCGGGCAGAUGGGUGAUGCUGAAAAACGUGCAUUUGGCCCCAGGCUGGCUGAUGCAGUUGGAGAAGAAACUUCAUUCCCUGCAGCCACAUUCCUGCUUCAGACUUUUCCUAACAAUGGAAAUCAACCCUAAGGUACCUGUGAACUUACUCCGUGCUGGACGCAUCUUUGUCUUUGAGCCACCUCCUGGUGUGAAGGCCAACAUGCUGAGGACUUUCAGCAGCAUCCCUGUCUCCAGGAUUUGUAAAGCUCCAAAUGAGCGUGCUCGUUUAUACUUCCUCUUGGCCUGGUUCCAUGCUAUCAUCCAAGAGCGUCUGCGAUAUGCACCUUUAGGCUGGUCUAAGAAAUAUGAGUUUGGCGAAUCCGAUCUCCGAUCUGCCUGUGACACUGUGGACACGUGGCUGGAUGACACUACAAAGGGACGUCAAAACAUUUCUCCAGAUAAGAUCCCAUGGUCUGCCUUGAAGACUCUUAUGGCCCAGUCCAUUUAUGGUGGUCGAAUUGACAACGAAUUUGACCAGAGGCUACUCAACACUUUUCUUGAGAGGCUUUUCACAACUUCUAGUUUUGACAGUGAAUUUAAACUGGCUUGCAAAGUGGACGGACAUAAAGAUAUCCAAAUGCCAGAUGGCAUAAGACGUGAUGAGUUUGUUCAGUGGGUGGAAUUACUCCCAGACACACAGACCCCAUCCUGGCUUGGCUUACCAAACAACGCAGAGCGAGUACUCCUCACCACACAGGGCAUUGACAUGAUCAGCAAAAUGCUGAAAAUGCAAAUGCUGGAGGAUGAGGAUGACCUAGCUUAUGCAGAAACCGAGAAGAAACAAAGAACAGACUCCACAUCGGACGGUCGCCCAGCCUGGAUGCGAACCUUACACGUGACUGCUUGCAACUGGCUCCAAGUUAUCCCGCAGUCUCUCAACCAUCUAAAACGCACUGUAGAAAAUAUUAAGGACCCGCUCUUCAGAUUUUUUGAACGGGAGGUUAAGAUGGGAGCAAAAUUGCUUCUGGAUGUGCGUCAGGACCUAACAGAUGUUGUCCAGGUGUGCGAGGGGAAGAAGAAGCAAACAAACUAUCUGAGAACGCUGAUCAAUGAGCUGGUUAAAGGUAUUCUGCCUCGCAGCUGGUCUCGAUUCACUGUUCCUGCUGGAAUGACAGUCAUACAAUGGGUCUCAGAUUUUAGUGACCGGAUCAAACAACUUCAAAAUAUCUCACAGGCCGCAGCUGCAAGUGGAGCAAAGGAAUUGAAGAACAUCCACGUGUGGAUUGGUGGCUUGUUUGUCCCAGAGGCUUAUAUCACAGCCACAAGACAGUACGUCGCACAGGCCAAUAGCUGGUCUCUGGAAGAGCUGUGCCUGGAUGUGAGUGUUACUACAUCCCUGACUGCAGUGCUGGAUGCCUACAGCUUUGGAAUCACAGGUCUGAAACUUCAAGGAGCUACAUGCACAAACAAUAAACUGGCGCUGUCCAAUUCCAUCUCCACCGUGCUACCACUGACACAGCUGAAAUGGAGCAAGCAGACCAAUGCUGAGAAAAAAGCUAACGUGGUGACGCUGCCAGUGUAUUUGAAUUUUACACGUGCCGAUUUGAUCUUCACGAUUGAUCUUGAAAUUGCCACCAAAGAAGGUCCUCACAGCUUCUAUGAGCGUGGCGUUGCCAUACUCAGCACAGAGUAGACCUGCGUCUCAAGCUGUCGUACAUUCGGCUUUAAAUGCAUGUUUUGCUUAAAAUUAAGUUUAGUGGGAGCUGGCGUACAGAUUGGGGGUAAUACUGUAAGUGAAGUGCGGGAUGCAAAAUGAAGGACUUGGCAAGUAGACACAAUGGCUGAGGUGAAUGGAUUUCUAGUUGGAUAUGGGAAAGUUGUGUAAUGUGAAUGAAAGGAAUGAGCAGGUUAACAUGAAUAAUGAACAGCUAUUUACUGCAGAAUUAGUAUUGUAGGUGUGCUGGAUAUUGUAAUGGUACUAAUUUUAAGCUAAUAAAUGUGCAUGAUCUGAA
Molecule: messenger RNA, 14325 nt
Organism: Pelobates fuscus (common spadefoot toad)
Lineage: Eukaryota; Metazoa; Chordata; Amphibia; Anura; Pelobatidae
Gene: DYNC1H1
Product: dynein cytoplasmic 1 heavy chain 1
Exons: 78
Coding region: 75-14006 (4643 amino acids)
Biological process (GO): microtubule-based movement
Cellular component (GO): axonemal dynein complex
Molecular function (GO): ATP binding; minus-end-directed microtubule motor activity; ATP hydrolysis activity
Source: RefSeq, a predicted model, not a curated record